Etheostoma spectabile (orangethroat darter) is the source of this 8145-nucleotide messenger RNA. RefSeq names its product prostaglandin E receptor 3 (subtype EP3) (gene ptger3). The transcript has 2 exons. Gene Ontology annotation, biological process: negative regulation of gastric acid secretion; intestine smooth muscle contraction; inflammatory response. The record is from RefSeq and is a predicted model, not a curated record. Gene Ontology annotation, molecular function: prostaglandin E receptor activity. Bases 1 to 1182 code for a protein of 393 amino acids. Gene Ontology annotation, cellular component: plasma membrane. Lineage: Eukaryota; Metazoa; Chordata; Actinopteri; Perciformes; Percidae.
AUGAUGACUGCGGAGAGUUGUGAUUUUCUGGAGGGCUUGCAAACCAACAUUGGAAAGAUGCUGGACUUUAACGUCUCCAAGUCAUUACGCGAAGACAAUGCCACCAAAAAUUCCAGUUGUGGAUAUGUUUCAGUUGGUUUUCCUAUAUCCAUGAUGAUCACUGGCAUAGUGGGCAACUCAUUAGCUCUUAUUCUGGUAUAUAUAUCUUACAAAAAGAAGGAAAAUAAAAGAAAAAAAUCGUUCUUGCUUUGCAUCGGGUCACUGGCGUUUACUGACCUGUUCGGACAGCUUUUGACAAGUCCCAUAGUAAUAUCAGUUUACCGAGCUGAUCUGAAAUGGGAGCAUAUAGAUUCAUCGGGUAAAUUGUGCGCUUUUUUCGGUGUGUGCAUGACAACGUUUGGCCUGUGCUCUCUAUUCCUGGCCAGCGCCAUGGCACUUGAAAGGGCUAUGGCGAUAACAAAUCCCCACUGGUACUCCAGCCACAUGAAGACAAGUGUGACAAAGCAGACUUUGGUUGUCGUGUGGUGUCUUGUUUUGCUCUUUGCGCUGCUGCCCAUUGCCGGGGUCGGGGAAUACACACGCCAGUGGCCGGGCACCUGGUGCUUUAUCAGCACGGGGGACAGGGAAGUCCCAGGCAAUAUGUUUUUUGCCAUCACUUUCGCUGUACUUGGGAUUUUCUCUCUGCUUGUUACGCUUUCCUGCAAUGUAAUGACGAUCCGGGGCUUAAUUAUGCGGUGUAAAACAAAGUCUGGCACGUCUCAGUCUUCAAAGCAGUGGGAACGGCUCACCACGGAGACCGUCAUUCAACUGUUAGGGAUUAUGUGCGUCCUCCUUAUAUGCUGGUCUCCUCUGCUGGUGCUGAUGCUGAGGAUGAUCUCCAAUCAGGUAUCCUCCCACGACUGCAAUUCAACAGCAGUGACCUCCAGUCACACCUCAACCCGGGACGUCCAGUUAGACUGUAACUUUUUUCUAACAGCAAUCCGCUUGGCCUCCCUCAACCAGAUCCUGGACCCAUGGGUCUAUCUGCUCUUCAGGGAGAUCCUCCUCCGCAAGUUCUGCAUCAUGGCGACUGCAGUGUCCAACUGUUCCAUAGAGGAACAAAAGGAGACCCAAGCGGCAUUGGCUGCCCUUAACAAGCAGAACCAAGAUGGCAACAACCUUCAGAAACUACAAUGUAGCUAAGUCAACCUUUGACAGGAAUUUCUAUCUUGUGGCUUUGAGGGUGGGAUGAAUUGGACACGUGAAAAUAGAUAUACGCCAUUGUCAUGGAUGUGUCGUGGGAUAUGUGGAGACAAAAAUGUUCUCCAAAUGCUCCUCAAUAUUUUGUGCAAUUGGACACGCAAGUUGUCUCUGUGUUAGCCAUGUCUGCUCUGGGAACAUUUGGUUUGCUUAAAACACAUUCCAUUCCAAGUCACCUAACCAGCAUGUGGAUGCAUGACCGUGUCACCGCUCACAUUUGGCUUCAGCUUGGUUGACAGGAACUCCCUCAAUUCCAGAUUAUUUUGAAAGCCAGUUUUGAUAGCAUCUCCCAGACCAGAACGGAAGCAUCCUUUCAACAACUUAAAGCCAUAAGCCAGCUAAAAGACAGUUUUAAUAAAUAAAGAAAGAAACUGUAAAUUUGCUUAUGUGAAGUUAUAAAUAGUGUUGCCAUAUUUUACAUGAAAUGUAAUCAUGGUGGUCAUUUAAAAGAAAAAUGCAAAUCCUAAACUGGAGCCAAUUGUUGAUUGUAAAAGUAUUUAUUAGUGUCUGUGGUAAUAUGAAGUUAGUAGUUUGUUUGCUAAAUGCUGAUGAUAAUGCUACCUGCUGGGUAUCAGUUGUAGAUUUUAUGAUAUACCGUGCGUGGUGCGCCUUGGCUAGCAGCCAGGACUAUAAAAUGUGAAGCUUUAAGUUUGUUGCCAUUUUCCCUCCUGAACAUGAAUGCACUGGUGUAUUGUGCAAUUAUUUCUUCAGCAAUUUUCUCUUCAGAAUAACUUUGAGGCCUGUUAUGAAUGAAUGUGUGAGGGGAAAUAACUGUAGAUUUGUGGUGUUCAACAUUAAGAGAUUAUGGAUGGCAUGAGAGCCUAAUAUGGUGUCAAGGUGUCAUUGAGCAAGCCUUGCCUUUUCAUCGUGUUAGAAGUGUAUGAUGACACGUGUAUCUAACUUCACCAACAAAAUCUUUAUUUGAGAAAAGAUUUAUAAUAAUUUGUGCAGGCUUUUGAUCAGUUAUGUCAUUAUAAGUAGAGAGAUACUGUAGGUAUGCUCUUUUUAUAAAAGACUGAUGAGCAGAAAUAUAAUGGAAUGAAGUCCUGUCCAAAACACAAAAAAAGAUCAAAAAGCUUUUUUGGCAUACUUGAAACUGCUUGUGCAACUGCUACACACACUCCAUGUGGCUUCAUACGCUUUCAUCAGUGUGCUGGCCAACAUGCACAUACAGUAUGUUUUUAUGCUUUUAAUUCUGUGGUGAUUGCCUUGGACAUGUUAAAUGUGUCAUUCUGUAUUUUAUCAUUUUUCUCUUUCUCAGCAAAAUUGUGUCCUUGGAGCCUUGAUGCUACCUCUAAGUAGAAGUUAAUGUUAAUUUCUUUUGUAGUUUGUACAGUGAAAUUCACCAAAGGUCUCAGUUGAAAUCGGAGUGCCAAAUGACUAAAUGUUAUUAACCAAGAGUGACGUUUACAGGCAAGGGCAAUGAUGUAAAUAUGAUCUUUUUGCGUCAACGUUGUCAUGUAUAGCACUGUAAAUGUAUUUGAAAAAGUCCAGCAUCUCAGUCAAAGGCAUCUCAAGGAUGGACACAUUUGCUGUCAUAGUAGCCUUCAGGUUUAUGGGAAAUUUCUCACACCAACACAACUCUGCCUUCUCAGAGCAUCAAUGACAAGAGGCUCAUGUACACUCUGCUUUCCCAGUCUUGCUUUUGCCUUUCAAAUGUGAGAACACAUACAGGCUCAGUGAUAAUGACCCUAAAGAAAACUGUUAACUGCAAAAGCCAUGUGAAAGAUGAACACUUUCUAUUUCCAGAUGUAAGAGUUUAUCUUGAAUUGAUUGUGAAGCCGCUCAGUCUUUGUAGCACUUAAAGGAUUAACCUUGGUUGGUUGACGAAAGAAAAAAUGUAGAAGGGAACUGUAAUACAGAGUACACAACUUGCUGCAAUAUAGAGAACAUUGACAUCGGAAUGAAGAAAAUACAAUUUUGGAUUUAAAAAAUCAGAUUCUGAAGAGUUAAAUGUGAUAUAAUUGCUGACCCAACAUAUUCCAAAUUUAGUGAACUAAACAUUCUGAACGAUAAUGGCUGUUAUUAUUUCUCAAGAUAACUAUCUCUAACAUAGCCUCCAGUGUAACGCUCUGCUUUGAUAUUUUUCAUCCACCUUUCCCUUUAUGUAGUGUUUUCCAUCCUCUCCAACUCCUUCUGUCCUCCCCACAACCUCCCCGCCUUCAAAACUCUGUCAAAUUUAACUGGUACAUGGUUCCCUUAACAACAACAUCUGAGAGAUCUCUUGGAGGCAAGCCCAAGCGAAAGCCAAAGUUUUCCAUUAUAUAAUUUUCUGCAAUAUGCCUUAACAAAGUGCCAAAGUGAUUUGCAUAGGAUAUGAGCAAAAAAGGUAUUAAAGAAUAGGAUCAAAGGAUGACAAAAACAGAUGAGGAAAACAGCAACCUCCUUGCUCUGAGAUUAAUGGGCAAACAGCUCAGGAUCUGUUUUGUUCAGGAGUUGGAGGAGAGUGUUGCACAGAAAUCAUUAAUUUUUAAUAAUUCAUUAUUAUUCUGGAGCUCAUUGCCAGCUAUGGAUGUGCAGAAAAAACUAAUGUAUUGCUCAUUAAGUAAACAGUUUCAUUAAUGUUGUCACAAUGCUAUCACUAACGUGAGGAGUGUUCAUUUUAAUGAAUGCUCCACUAAUUGAGCUUGUGGCUCUGCACUAUAAUCUUUUAUUCUAAACAUAUGUUCAUCUUGUGCAGCAGUUAAUAUGCAUUCAACAAAAACAUCUGGAGUCCAAUCCAUGCAUUUAAAAAAAAAAGAAAUUUGUUUGCAAGUUGGAGUGGGAUAUUUUACGAUUAACUCAAUCAACUUACAACUUCCACUUGAAUCUGCCUCAUGUGAUUAUCUCAGUUCUCCGUCAAGGAGACUCUGAAGCUUCCUGUUCUUCAGUUAACACGGAAUAAUUACGCAAAGGAAUAUCCCCUUAAAGCUGACUGGCCCUAUAUUUGGUCUAGAAUUUUCCAGUGUGUUACAUUCCACCCAAACCCCACAGUGGAAAGGAAAAUGGCAGAAUAACAGUUCAUCUUUGUAAAAGAAAACAUGAUACAUUUCCACCCCCUUUAAUGGACCUAGUAAAGGCCCAGUGUUGACAAAGAGGGCUUUCUGUGGUUCUGCAGUACAGUUUAAAUUGGAAUGUUUAUCAGAACCAGGGGAAAUACAGAGUAAUAUAAGAUUUAAAUAUCUGCAAACUCCAGUUAUUGAUCCACAGGGUGUAAUCUUCAAAGGCAAUUGUAGAAAAUAGCUUCAUUAAGAGGUUUGUCAGGAUACUGUUUGUUCUCUGCUACAAACACACUAUUGCAAGUCUCAAGCUUUGAUUGUCCGGCCUGUGAAUGUUUGCUUACGUGCCUAAAUGUGCUUCAUUUAAUUAAGGAGCAGGCCCUUUCAGCAGGUAACACCAGAGUCCUGCAACAGCAAUGGAGGAGAGUGUACGAGAUCUGGUGAAUCAGAUGUUGUCAGUUGGCACUCUUUCUCUUUCUCAAUUCACUGAUGCAUAAGCUGAGGAGUCACGUGAUGUCUUGAGAUGACAAAGCAAAUAGAGGUCAUUUCUGAUUUUUUUUUGAAACGUCAUGUUCAUCUUGCAUUUGUGCUCAACGUUUAAACCUAUGCAUUUUAAAAUUUUGGCUAACACUUUCUAGGAAGCCUGUCUCUAGAAUGCAUUGUAAACAGUUAUAAUGUGAUUUAAUCUGCUUAUAAAGCUCCAUAACUAUAGUAAUAAGCACUCAUAAAUAAUCACAAUGCAUUAUAACUAUAAUCAUAACCCAUUAUAAAGCCUUUUUAUAAUGACUUAUAAGGUGAAGUAUCAUAAUACUAUAAUUGUUGGUCUAAAAUUCAUUAUAAACACAUUUAUAAUUAAUAAAACUCAACGUUCACUUGUUUAGGAGGAAAUUAGCCAACUCUGAAUCCUUUUGAGCUCUAAGCUUUCUCAAUCUUUGAAAUGCACCCAUAUUUACCAGUGUUUUACCACUUCUCUGGUCAUGCAACUGUUUAGAAAGUUCCCAUGUUUUUUUUUGUUUUUUUUAGGUUGAGUAGAAUGAAUCUAUCUCUGUUAAUCCAGUUUGUUUGGUUGCUGCUACUAUCACUGCAGCCCGUUGUCCUUGCAUGUUUGUGUUUCAUGUCUGGCCACCGGGGUGUCUAAACACAUAGGCCAAAAUAAAAACAGACAUUGGCAACUGACUUUAACAUUGUUGUCAGAGAAGUUAGUAUUUGAACUUCACAUGUUUCCCUAACAUCUGAUGACAUAGUUCAUUUUUUGAUUAUCUACAGUAUAUAUGGUACAUUACAUAUUGGACCUUUAAAGCACCCAAUGACCACUUAGAGUAAGUGAUUGUAGCAGGUUGAUUGGUUGCUAUGUCUUCAAUCUCACUCACUCUCUGGACCAAUCAGGAAUUAACUGGAUGCUAUAUAGGCAGGGGGUUUGCCCUCUUGACCCUCUUUACUCUAUGUCGUGAGAGCCACAGUUCUGCACUGGGUCCCCUCGCGUCUGCGGUCACAGUAAUUCGCCAGGAAAUGCAGUGUUGCUGAAUUGUUUGAUACCUAAACCGAUACCGCUUGUGUUAGAAUGGCGUGCAUUGUCUUCUUGCAGUGGCUCCCUGUCAUGAAACAGACUACUCAUGCAACUGAACCGGGUUGAGUUUUGCUGCUGGUAGGUUGAGCCACACUUUCACCUUCUUGGGUAUUUCCCUGUGUGUUUAGUUAACCAGCCGUCCUAUUGUAUGCAUAAACUCCCUCGAGGCUUUGAAAGCCUCUACGCGCCUUUCAGCGCCACAUCCACGCGCCUUUCAGCAUAGGGAGCUGUUGCCCAACUGGAUGCCCUACAGCAGGGGUCUUCAACAGGGGGUCCGCGACCCCUAGGGGGUCCGCGGAGGUACUGCAUGGGGGUCGCGAAAGUUUUUCUCCUCACUGUGCCUCGCACAUGUUUAAAAUAAAAACAUGAAUAUAUGAACCUGUGUAUUAUUUGAGUAUCUCAGUAUUAAAAUGCACAAUAACAAGGUACAUUUACACAUGGCACUAUAGGACCAGUUUGAUAUAACACAAUUUUAUACAAUAUAUAUAAUUAGGGGGUCCCCGCUCCAUCUCGCCAUCAGUUUGGGGGUCCUUGGCCUGGAAAACGUUGAAGACCCCUGCCCUACAGGACUGUAGCCUAUUAGGUUGACUGACUGAUUGUGACACAGGCGUAGUUUUGCUUUUCUUUGGCCUACCCGUGUUUAUUAAUGUGUGUGGAGAUUGGCAUUUUUUUUUGUGGUUUAUUUCUUUUUAAGUUUUGACGACUUUCAUUUCUGUUGAAACUUUCUUGUUUAAUUCUUUAGUUCAUUUGUGUUUGGUUCUAGGCAGCCAUCAGCCACUAUCAGCCCCCCCUCCCCCCAAUAAUCAAGUGCUGUUUCCCACAGUUAUUGAGUGCUGAUGGUGAUGGUGUCGGUGUCCCUGGCGGCUUCAUGCAUAAAUCAAACCUAUUUGCUUUCUGUAUUUUGGUGGAUUAACUUAUCGAGCUAGUCCAAUCCUAUUCUCGGGGUGAAAUUUCCCGGGUGGCGUUGCCGGUGUCUUCCUUGGGUUCGGUCAUUGAGCGGGCCAAAAAGGCGCUCCACAUCAAUAAAGUCUCACUCGUCACAUUAUAAUAAAAUUAUAAUGUCUUACAGCAGUGUUUACGGCUUACGCUGGCUCUAAUGUUGGAGGUACAGAAUGUUACAUUCCUCGGCAAGGAUUUACAAACAUUUUAAAAGCAUCGCACAUAUCCCAGUAUCAGAACAAAUUAGCCUUAUUCACGGCGCUAUCUUGCAUAACAACAGAAACAGUUUUUUGCUUGGUACACUCCAGGCUUCCUGAACAAUAGCUGUUAAUCAAGGUAAACUAAGGUUGCUGAGAUUGCCUUUAAAGUGACCAAUAAUAGGAAGGCCAGUGCCUCUUUGGUUUCUGCCCCCAAGUGUAUAAAGUCAGUUUAAUUUGAGCGAGCAGAAAUCAAGUUCAAGAGCAGAGUUUACCUUCUGCAAAGUAAACUCUUGCAAGCACGUUGUGACUGCUCGGUGCACGUGAUGCUUAGUUGACUUUUUCUCUAACUAAUUUUGUUUCACGCUCGCAGCUGACUGUAUAACUCUUGAUUGUUGAAUUGGUGCUUCAUGAGUAAUAUCUGCAUGUGUGAAAUGACAUAAUUUGCUCGUGAGGAUGUUUUAUCGCGCCCGGGAGAUAUGACAUGAACCUGACGCCUCAGAAGUAUCUCAAGUGUCAUGUCUCAGGCACAUGAUGGUGUCACGUGUGCACACAGGACAAUGGAAACAGGUUAGGCCCACCAGCCAAGGCUCCACUGAAUGUAAAUACAUACCACAUGUCUAUCAGAUCUUAUCCUUUGCUCACAUUACGCCUCUGCUUUUGAAUGUCUCCAAGCUCUGAACUCUGAGACAUGAUUCUCAAAUGAGGGCCAUCUACACUACACUGCUCUUGAUCCUUCACCCUGUGUUCAGGUGAGGAAUGCUAUAAUGUUAUUUUAUUUCAGAUAUUUUGAUAUAUCUGUCAUAGAUAGGCUUAUGUAACAUGUUGCUUUUAGAUGGAAUAUCUAAUCUUUUGAUUUACCUGUCAGUGUCCUUUUGGUACUUUAUAUCUUUGUCCUUUACUUGACUUGUUACAUGCAAUGCACUUUUGAUUCAUUUGUGUCUUAAUACUAUUCAUUCUGUGGCUUAUGUGGAGGUGCAAUGUUGUAAAUCCCUUAGAGGAUAUGGACUUACUGUAUGUUUUUUCAAUAAGUGUUUGGGCUUUUGUGGCUGCUCAAGCAUGUUUUCUUAUUAAAGAUUAAUACCGCUUCACUAUCAUGCUAAUUUAUGACUAAUGUAAGUGGAGCACACAGUGGUUUUACAAGUAGUGUGCCUCCCAAUCAUAUUUAGUGUCUAUUGUGCAUCCUAAAUGAAGUCUGGUAAGGCUGAGCCAAUAAAUACAUUUU